This is a messenger RNA of Panicum hallii, 624 nucleotides long. RefSeq lists its product as uncharacterized. The record is from RefSeq and is a predicted model, not a curated record. Bases 136 to 564 code for a protein of 142 amino acids. Lineage: Eukaryota; Viridiplantae; Streptophyta; Magnoliopsida; Poales; Poaceae. The transcript has a single exon.
GCUCAAGCUGGCGUCCAUGCCGUCCAAGCCCAAAUCCCCCCAUCGUUCCAAUUCUUUUCUGCAGUUCUAGCUUCUAGCUGCGGACCCUGGCAAACAAAACCCACAAGAUCGCGUGCUCUACUUGUAGCCUGAGAAAUGGAAGGAGACGACAUCUUCGCGACCAUGGAUUCCCUGUGGUUCUACUCCAGCGUCCUCCUCCAGCCGCCUUCCAAGCACAAGCAGAGAGAGUGCGCAGAGGAGCUGCAGCCCACACAGCAGCAGGAUUCAGCAGAGACGACCAGCGGUAGCUCUGGCCAGGCUCCCAACGGCGUCAAGGAGGCAGCGGUGGCAACGGAGCGCAGAGCGGCGGCGGCAACGGCGGAGCCCAGAGCGGCUGCGAGGUGCCUCAGGGACAGGGAGUGGGAUGAGCGCAUGGUUGCUUGGCAGAAGGAGCAGAGGCGGCGGACGCGCGUCGCUGCGGCGGCCCGGUGCUCGCAGGCGCGGAUGCCGCCGCCCGGGGAAGGCGUGGCCAUGAAGGCGCACCUCAGGUCCUGGGCUCACGCUGUCGCGUGCUCCGUCAGAUAAGCACUCUCGAUUCAGAAUCUUUGCGUUGCAGUGCUGGCGCUUGUCUGUCGAAUGCAACAC